AUGGAAAAACUCGCUUACGACGUCCCUACGACAGAUACCGCCGUCUCCUUCCAAACUAGGCGACGCCACCGGGUUAUCGCAGGCCUCGGACGCAGCCUGGCCACGCUCCUUCUCUGCUUCUGCGCCUACGUCUGGAUCAACGAGACAUUCCCUGAAUCUGGAAGCGAAAAUGAUUUCUUCCAUUCUGCCUCCACAGGUCUGGAAUCACAACCCAAGCUAUCCGACAGUCAAAAGGUUCCUCUGGAAGCUCACGUCAUGAGCAAAUGCCCGGACGCGCGGGAUUGUCUACGGCAGCUGGUCGUGCCGGCAAUGGAGCAAGUCAGCGAUUUGGUGGAUUUCGAGCUGAAUUUCAUCGCCAGUGUAUCCAACCAAUCCUCCGCAAUCGAAUGCAAACACGGCCCCGAAGAGUGCAUCGGCGACAUCCUCAUCCUCUGUGCUGCAAACCUCCCCUUCCCCCCUGACGCCGGCGAAAUCACUCCCGAUACUCCUCGCACACCUACAAUCCGAUCCCUGGGUUUUGCCACCUGCCUCAUCAGCGAAUACUCCCGCAUCCCCGAGCGAGAGUUCGUCGAACAAUGUGCCUUGGAGCACGGCAUCGAUUUUCAUUCCCUGAAUGAAUGCGCAAGCCAACAAGAAGAUGAUCCGGGUGAUGGUCAGCACCCGCCGCUCAGCGGUAUUGCAUUGCUCCGGAAAAGUGCUCUUCACAGCGCAGAACUUGGCGUGACUACCAGCUGUACUGUUCGAGUGGAUGAUUCGGUCUGGUGCGUCCGGGACGAUGGUUCCUGGAAGGAUUGUGGCAAAGGUGAGGAAAAUAGCAAGGUGUCUUCGCUUGCUGAAGAGGUGAAGAAGCGAUACGAGGGGAAGAAUUGA
Molecule: messenger RNA, 870 nt
Organism: Aspergillus chevalieri
Lineage: Eukaryota; Fungi; Ascomycota; Eurotiomycetes; Eurotiales; Aspergillaceae
Product: GILT family protein
Exons: 2
Coding region: 1-870 (289 amino acids)
Molecular function (GO): oxidoreductase activity, acting on a sulfur group of donors, disulfide as acceptor
Source: RefSeq, a predicted model, not a curated record